AUGCGCUCCCAAAAUUCCCUGGUCUUUGUGCUGGCUACCCUUAUGGGUAUUGCCAAGUCUCAGAGCUUUCCUAACGAGGCCAGCCUCCCCGGAUGUGGCGAAACAUGUCUUGAUCAGCUUAUUGCACAGGCUGGCUCCUUUGGCUGCGCUGCGGACGGAGUCGGUUGUCUCUGCGCAGCUACCAACUUCCAGAAUGGUGUCCAUGAUUGUGUUGUUGGUGCCUGUGCAGCUGACCUCGUGGCCUCGGUUACAAACUAUCUCGUUGCCGUUUGCGCAACUGCUGCCGUGAAUGCUCCAGCUGCCACUUCGACACCAACCACAUCUGCGUCAGCCGUCUCACCAACGUCACAGGCUGUAACAUCCUCAAUACCGCCCACGACACCAGUGUCGUCCACUCCCGCACCUGUCACCAGCAGCUCAGUGGUGACAUCGACUCUGCCUACAACAAGUAGCAUUCCGAGCAGCACGUCCACUCCGGAGCCAAGUACUUCUACACCGGCUUCCAGCACCAAACCGAGCUCGUCAAGUGAUGCACUUGUCGCUACGACUUCAACCCAGCCGACAUCCACUUCAGUGCGGCAGACCGCCACCAGCUCUACCACUGGUUCUCCUGCGAGCACUACAUCCAGCACCAGCAGCUCGACUGCCACUGCCUCGCCCGGUCUGACCGCUGGUGCUAAAGCAGGAAUCGGCAUCGGUGCCGCCGUUGGUGCUGUGGCUGUUAUUGCCGCUGUCGUGAUCUCGGAUCCGAUGCCUGGCUCGGGACGCAUCUAUGCAAAUGACGACCGUAGCAACGGUUACGACAACUCUGAGCUGGAGAUGAAGUCUCGGCGAUACGAAGACAUGGUCCCUCGGCACGUACCUAGGAAUAUGGUUUGA
Messenger RNA from Sporothrix brasiliensis 5110, 879 nucleotides. RefSeq lists its product as uncharacterized. Bases 1 to 879 code for a protein of 292 amino acids. NCBI's taxonomy places the organism in Eukaryota, Fungi, Ascomycota, Sordariomycetes, Ophiostomatales, Ophiostomataceae. The transcript is spliced from 5 exons. The record is from RefSeq and is a predicted model, not a curated record.